Molecule: messenger RNA, 791 nt
Organism: Carya illinoinensis
Lineage: Eukaryota; Viridiplantae; Streptophyta; Magnoliopsida; Fagales; Juglandaceae
Product: cx9C motif-containing protein 4
Exons: 2
Coding region: 194-385 (63 amino acids)
Source: RefSeq, a predicted model, not a curated record
AAAGCGCGAGGGAUGUAACUGGAAACUCUCCUAAUUUGCCGUUGCGGUACCCGAUAGCCACCCCGAAAGAAACGAUCAGGUGGCACUUUACGAAGGUCGGUUAGAAGCUACAUAGCGUUGACGCUUCCUUCUUUUAUUCCUAGCUCAGCUCUGAAACAGAGAAUCUGGAGAAACAGAGAGAGAGAGAGAGAGGAUGCCGCAGCCAAGCAAAGAGCCCUGCAAGAAAGAGGCUUGCGACAUCCAAGCCUGUCUCACCAAGAACAACUUCAUCCCGCAAAGGUGCCUUAAAGUCAUUGAACUGCUGCAAUCCUGCUGCGAGAAAUGUGAUUACAAGUCAACACACUGUGCUUCUGUCUCUGGCCUUUUGAAGCAAAAGCCCAAGUAGAAGCCAUUAUCUUACAAUUUCAUUUUCACUGAAAAUGGCUAACGUAGCUCUUUAUUUAUGCCCAUCUCAUGGGAAAAUGCUGGCAGAGCCACUAACAUUAGACGUGGUUCGUGAAUUCCGGGAAUUUCUUAGGCAGGCUUAUUGCGAGAAACACAUCCCCUACUAAAUGCAGUGUUUGCUGGAGGGGGGUAGAACACAAUGACGUGAUUAUAUCAUCUCAAGAAACGCUAGGGAACUUUUGAAUGGGUGUUGCUAACCGUUGAAAGGUACAUUUUUUUACCGGUAUACUUUUUAGAUGUCUGUUUGGUGCUUAUUUGUUCUAGAUUUUAUUUCUUUUCGUGGGUCAAUAAAGAGAAAUAUAUGGACGUUAAUACUAGUUAAAUAGAAACUUUAAGUUUUUUGUGCA